AUGAAGUUUCCGACCAGUCAGCUUCAACAGAUCCAUCUUGGGGUCUCCCCGCAUGGGUACGAACCAGUGACUUCAUAUGAGGGCGACGCAUCCAUCUACAGCAAAGAACACGAGACGGUUCAGGCCACCCUCCUGCGCUUCUGUCCGGCACAUAUUUAUUAUAAAGGAUCGAAUGAGGCUUCCUGCCCCCGGCCUAUACUCGUCACGAUCCAACAUCUGCAACAGCUUGAGCGGUUCCAUGGUGCUCUGACUGCGGCUAUCAGUGAUAUUGUAGAACGGUGGUGGACAGAUGUAGACGCUCGGUUCCCCGAGCGCAUGCCUCUGGAGAGAGAGGAAGAAGAUCUUCUACGGUGGCUUCAGAGCCAACGUUCCCACAACGGGGUUCCUUACAGGGAUCGCCUGGGUUCAUGGAGACCGGACUUUAUGGUCGAGGAUAGACCUAAAAAUGAAUUUGGUAGGUCGGUGGAAGCAUUUCGUCUAACUGAGAUCAAUGCGCGGUUCUGCUUCAAUGGGUUCAUGCACCAGGCAUACGGACAGGAAGCGUUAUCGGAUCUCGGCGUGGGGCGGAAUGGGAUCAUCCAUGCGACGGAUUCUUCUAAGAUCCUCGGCGGGUUGCUCAGUCUAUUCCAGCCCGACCGUCCAUUACAUUUACUCAAGGGCGAUGAACCGGGAAUCGACAUCCACAUGUUCGUGGAAUUUGUGCAUCGUCAUGUAGGAAUCAAACCGCGACUCAUCACUCCCGACGAUCUGAGACUGGUACCGGAUGCUGAAAUCCCAGGAAAAUACAAGCUCUGCUGCCUGGUAGACCACCCCCAGAAUACCCCCGCUAUUGACGAGUCUUCUGUACUAGUCACUAGCGAAGGCGAAGCAGUGGAAGAAAUCCACCAGGUAGGCUUAGAACUUCACCAGCGCGAACUAUUUGCCCUAUCGACUGAGAUGCGCCGCCAAAUCAGUCUCCGCUGCUUCAACGACAUGCGCACUGUGCUUCUCGUUCACGACAAGCGGAUGCUCGGCAUCAUCCAGCAGGAAAUCCCGACGCUGGUGGCACGGGAUGUGUUGAGCCCUGAGCAGGGCGAGGCCCUGAAGAGAGGGAUCGCACAUACUAUUAUUCCUGGAUCUUCGGAGCUGAAUGAGCUGGUUCAGAUGUCCAAGGAUUAUCCCGAGAGAAAGAAUGAGUAUCUACUCAAGCCAAUUCGGGGAGGCAAAGGGGCGGGGAUCGUCUUUGGCGACGAAAUAAGCCCGUCGAAGUGGCUAUCAAUUCUCGAGGAUCUUCGAAAUCCACAAUUGGUUCCUGGGACCCCCAGCUUCGUGAUCCAGCGUCGCAUCUGGCCGCGUUUGUAUGAUGUCGUCUUGAAAUCCUCUGGGGAACAAGACUCCCAACAACCCAGCCAUGUUCGUGACGUGCAUGACCGUCUCACCCGCCACGGGAUCCUCAAGAUCAGCCUGGGUUUCCCAGACGACAAGAGCCAGUACCUCGAGCAUCUGAUCGUCAGUCUACACAAAUACCAUGACCACGGCCUGCCCAUCACCCACAGCGCAUCCCGUGGCUGGUUCUGGGAUGUCCGCCCCAGUGAUACGACCUUCCAGACGGAAAACCACCAAGCCCGAUCAGAAACCAUGCAGGAGUUCCCCUGGCAUACCGACUGCAGCUACGAACACGCCCCACCACAGUUCUUCGCCCUUCACGUUCUCCACCCAGAUCGGUACGGCGGCGGCACUCUCUCCGUCAUGAAGGUCGAACAGCUCAGCGACUUCCUCUCCCCCGCGACCAAAGCCACCCUCCUGGAACCGGAGUUCCGCAUCACCAUCCCGCCGGAGUUCGUCAAGCUGACUGAUCGGCGCCACAUUGUCGGUAGUUUACUUGCCGUCGAUGCGCAGGAUCAAUCCGUUAAGGUCCGAUUCCGAGAGGAGAUUGUCACGCCCCUGAGUAAUCGCGCCACGAUGGCGCUGAAUGAGCUGAAGGAUGCCCUGCGUACCCUCGAGGCGUCGGCACGGUCAACUAUCCAUCUCACUGCGGCUGAGCUGCCGGAGCGGUCCAUUGUGCUCCUGGAUAAUCAUCGGUGGCUGCAUGCGCGGAAUGGCAUCAAGGAUCCGCUGCGGCAUCUGCGGAGGGUGCGGUGGAAUGCGAUUCCAUUUCCAACCAGAGUAUAG
Aspergillus tanneri is the source of this 2151-nucleotide messenger RNA. RefSeq lists its product as uncharacterized. Gene Ontology annotation, molecular function: oxidoreductase activity. The record is from RefSeq and is a predicted model, not a curated record. Bases 1 to 2151 code for a protein of 716 amino acids. The transcript is spliced from 4 exons. Lineage: Eukaryota; Fungi; Ascomycota; Eurotiomycetes; Eurotiales; Aspergillaceae.